Messenger RNA from Symbiodinium natans, 3543 nucleotides. The record is from the annotation of a GenBank genome assembly. NCBI's taxonomy places the organism in Eukaryota, Dinophyceae, Suessiales, Symbiodiniaceae.
AUGUCGGAUAUCUCGGAUGAGAACGGAGAGACUGAUGAGAUUGAGGAGGAGGACGCGAGCGAGGACGCGGCCUCUGGUGAUGGGGAUGAGCUAGGAGAUGACACCAUCCCGAACGAGCUUCCGGCUGAGGAGGAAGAUACAGACAAGAAUGUCCAGAAGCACUUGGAAGUCCAUGACGCCACCUUCGAGGCCUACUUCCCACCAGAUGUGAUGCAGGAGGUGCAAGAUGCGUGGCACAUCUUCAUUACGCAGUUGAACGGCCGCGAUGCAGCAGGUGAGGCAAUCUAUGCGGCAGUCUUCGAUGCAGCCCCAAGCUUGCAGAGCCUGUUCAAAACAGCCAGGUCUGUGAUGGCAAUGCGCUUCAUGAACGGGCUGACCUCCAUCGUGUCCGCUGCGCAUAACGCGCAACAGCUCAAGACGUCAAGCUUGAGUCUUGGGUUCCAGCAUCUGGACCUGGAAGUAACAGCUCCACGAGUGGGCAUCUUCCGUGAAGCCAUCGUGGAGCUCUUUGAGAUGGAAUUGGGCGCCCGCUUCUCGACCAAGGCCAAGCUGGGCCUCCAGGCUGUGCUGAACUACUCCGGCGGGGCCUUCAUCUACAUUCGUCGGGAGUAUGCCUCCAGAAUUCGAGUCAUUCAGCGGAGUUGGAAGACUGCGAACAAGUCUUCGACAGAUGAGGCGGGCGAUCAGGAUGCGGAGGAGGAGGACAAAGCUUCAGGAGAAGCCGACGCCAAGCAAGAAGGUGAAGAACCAGCGGUCACGGCUGAGACUACUGCUGCUACGGAGAACCACACAGCAAAAGACGUACAGGCCCGGUGGGAGAGCCUUGGGGGUGCAGCAGCGAAUCGACCACACGGAACAUGCGCCAGUAGCGUAGCCAGUGGCCUAAGUGCUUCGUGCUUCGUCAUGACGUUUCUUGACCUUCCCACUUCCCAGGGCCACGCGUCCACCAAAACCAUGGCCACCAAAGAUGGCAAGGCGCCGGUAAAGGUUCCGACUACAUUCAAUGAAAUGUUCCUUUUCAACGCUGCAGUGAUGGGCUUUGCUGAAAGCGGGUGGAUGACGUUGGUCCUGGACCAAUUCCAUAACAUCGUCACCAACGUGGCCAACUCCUACCGUUUGCAAGAGGAGUGCGAUGUGUUGACGCUCGUCCUGGACAAGCACGAGGGUCAAGUCCACCUGUCUGAGUUCAAGGCCGCGUCUGAGUGCACAAAGGCUUCGCCUUCUGCAUGCAUCUUAGUCUUUCAAGUGCCAUCAAGUGCCCGUGUUGUGAAGGCGGUGAUGCUGUCAUCUUUGCGCUCCCUGGUACCGAAAGAGUGGGACUCCGAGCAUGAAGUGGCUUGGAACUGGCUAUGGGAGAACGUGGAGCGCAUGCUGAAGUCCCACAUGGGGAAGCCGCACAGCCAGGAAAAGGCUCUGGAGCGCUUCAUCUCUGGGCUUUCGCCCGACGACAUCACAAUACUCCGGCGUACCAUCUACCAGAAGUUCUUCCAGGUCGCGCCGGCAGGACAAGACCACUUCAAGCAGUCCACCACAAGACUCUACUUCAUCGCAGACAAGAUCUUUGAAAUGACAAUGGAGAUGUUUCACAGCCCACGAAUGAUGGUGGAGGACAUUUCGGCGUUGGGUCUACGGCAUGUGGGCUACGCUAUUCCCACGGAGCUCUUUGCUCCCUUUGUCUCCUGCGCCGUGGAAGCUGUGCGUACGAUGACCACGGACGAGGUCGCGGAGGCCGCCUUCCGCUGGUCCUUGACACUGAUUUCGAAGAUCCUCGUGCGCACCAUCCUCGAGGGCAGCACCAUCGUCAUGAAAGCCAUCAACACAAACCAGGCCAAAGCCCUGAAGAAGGCAGUGUCCAUUGCUCCAAGAAGCAAGCGUGCUAUGGAGCUACUGAACAUUACUGUGGGCACUCAAUCCAUCUCACCCUUCUACUGGGCCAUUGAAAGUGGCAGCUUGGAGUGUGCCAGAGCGAUGAUCCAGGAUUUGCUCACAAUCCGUGCCGACCGAGACAGCUACUACUACGGUGCAGACUCGCUAUUCACACGACAUCCGGAAGUUGUGCAGCGACUCUGUGCCGUAGCUCCACAGCUGCUGUGGCCACUUCUUGAUGGCCUGGUCUGGCGAUCUCGGCAAGCUCUUGGUGGAAAGCGCAGGGUGAACUACUACGUGAAGAACUUGGUGCAGGACCUCAGUGGCAACUUCAACAUGACCCUGGAGUGGCUCGUUGAACGACACGACCCCAAGAUCAUUUGCCAUCCAGCAGUCGUCAUCUUUGCAGAUCUUUUGUGGACUCGGCUUGCGCAGUACAACUUCCUCCUCAGUCGAUGCUACUUCCUCUUCUCACUGUGUGUUUUCAUUGCCGGCCAAGCGAUCCUGGGAAGAACAGACGGAUCUUUCGAGGAGCGCAUUGGGACAUUUUGCUGCCGCAUCUUCAUCUAUCUUGGAAGUAUGUGCCGACUCCUUUACAGCCAGAUUCGUCUCUUGUAUGAAGACAUCAAGACCGGAGCCAUCGAACGUGUGUACAGGAUUCCCAUUCCCGCGUACCUGCUUAACCCGCAAGACUUUGGAAACCUCAUGCUCCUGAUCAUCCUGAUGUUCAUGUGCGCACAGGAGCCAAUUCUCCAUUGCCUUUCUCACACAGAAGAGUUCGGCCUCUUCAAUCUCAAAUGCGCAGAUACGAGUCACAAGGACAUCUACGCGGUGUUCUCAGGCGUUGCAAUGCUUCUGUACUGGCUCCUCCUCAUCAACUUCAGCAUCUUCUCCAUGCAGAUCUCGGCGUUUGUUUUGGUGUGCGGUCGAGUGCUGACAGAGGUUUUCCUAUUCUUGCUGGCUGCCCUCUUCUUGCUUGUUUCAUUCGCGACGGCCAUUGCAGCAAUGAAUCACAGCUUGAAGGAUUUCAGUCGAAUCGACAAAGGGAUGGAAACCUUGCUCGAGAUGACGCUGAGCAUGUACCCGAAUGAGGCCCUCAAAGAGGUGUUGACUCAAUCGGUUUGGGUGGAGAUCUGCAUCGUUCUCUUCACCGUCCUGAUCUCUGUUGUGUUCCUCAAUCUUCUGGUGGCACAGCUGAACCAGGCAUACAGCCUGGUUCAUGAAGAUAUGCAGGGCUAUGCGCGCCUGACCCGUGGGAGCAUCAUCGUCUCCACCGUUGAAGCGGUGUCUCGCAAACGUUGGGCAACCUUUUUGCAGAGCCUUGGCUUCGACCAACGUCUGGAAUUCAACGAGGGCGACAUUGGCCUAGCAGGUGGCAUCCAGGUGUUCGAGCCAGCCAACACAAAUCCAACAACCGUGGAGACUGUCAGGCGCUUCGGUGGCUCGACUGCACCGGGUGUGCCCUGGCCAGAAGAUCCUUUGGACACUGCUGACGACGACCGGCUAGAAAAGCUCGAGAAGAUCGUGGUGAAAGCAAUGAAGACGAUCACUGACAAGAAGGGCGGCUCCAUGGGGACUGGCUUCUCUGGAGUCUCAGGGUUCCCGUCUUCAGCGAGUGGAAGUGGGAUGAGCUCUGGAGCAGGAUCCUCCGACUCAGGAGGGCGCGGUCGUGCCUGA